CGAGACGCGGGCGAAGGGCGGAGGGGAGGGGCAGGUGGCGCCCGGGAGGGAGGCACCGGGCCGCGGGCCAAGCCGACUGGGGGUCACAAUUUGGGUUUGCUGCCAAAAUGCUUUCAGAACAGACAACAGCCCUGGGGGCCAGAUGGGAGUCAAUGAAUGUCCAGCUGAAUGGAACCGAGCCUCGGGUGGAAAGGAGGAGCCAGGAAGAGGGACCGUGGAGAACAGCGCCAGGGCCACUGGAACACCUGUGCUGUGACCUCGAAGAGGAGACGCAGUCUCUUCAGGAGAAGGCUCAGGCAGCUCCUUGGGUUCCUGCCAUUCCCCAGGAGGGGAGCACCGGAGACUGGGAGAUGGCAGCUGCACUGCUAGCAGCUGGAUCACAGGGCCUGGUAACCAUUAAGGAUGUGUCGCUGUGCUUCUCUCAGGAGGAGUGGCGGAGCCUGGACCCCUCUCAGACAGACUUUUAUGGAGAAUAUGUCAUGCAGGAAAACUGUGGGAUAGUGGUUUCUCUGAGAUUCCCCAUUCCCAAGCUGGACAUGCUUACUCAACUAGAAAAUGGGGAAGAACAGUGGGUCCCUGACCCCCACGACUUGGAGGACAGGGAUAUCCUGAGGGUCACAUAUACAGGAGAUGCAAGUGAGCAUGAGGGAGAUACCCCUGAACUGGAAGCUGAACCUCCCAGAAUGGUAUCCAGUGUGUCUGAAGAUACUGUUCUCUGGAAUCCAGAACAGGAUGAGAGCUGGGAUUCCAUGGCCAGGAGCCCCAGAGGAAUGUUCCUGGGCCCACCUUUUCCUCAGGAGGAUAGUUUCUCCAACCUUCUGUGUAACACAGAGAUGGAUUCCCUUUUAAGACCCCACACAUGCCCUCAGUGUGGGAAACAGUUUGUGUGGGGCUCCCACCUUGCCAGACACCAGCAAACCCACACUGGGGAGAGGCCCUACAGCUGCCUCAAGUGUGAGAAGAGCUUCGGGCGAAGACAUCAUCUGGUUCGGCACCAGAAAACCCACCUACAUGACAAGCCCAGCCGGUGCUCUGAGUGUGGCAAGAAUUUCCGGUGCAAUUCCCACCUGGCCAGCCAUCAGAGAGUGCAUGUGGAAGGCAAAUCCUACAAGGCUCCAGAGUUUGGGGAGAGCCGUGGUGUCAGGAAACGACAGCGCACCCCACCAGUGCCAAAAUGCCAUGUGUGCACUGAGUGUGGGAAAAGUUUUGGCCGAAGGCACCACCUGGUAAGACACUGGCUGACCCACACUGGGGAGAAACCCUUCCAGUGCCCACGCUGUGAAAAGAGUUUUGGCCGCAAACAUCACCUGGACAGGCACCUGCUGACCCACCAGGGACAAAGUCCCCGGAAUAGCUGGGACACAGGAACACCUAUCUUUUGAAAUCUUUUUUUUCUCUGCAAAUGUGGUUAAACCUAUCAGCCGGUGCUACCAGGAGUCUCUGCCAGAGCUGCCUCUCUCCUGCACCCCAGUGACCAGAAUCCUAAGCCCUAGCCCUAUCUCUAGAAAGAUGGGGUUCCAGCAUUAAGCAGAGUAUUCCUUACCAGUUCUUUGAGACACCACACAAAAACAGGGUUCUCAGGACAAAAACUUUUGGGAAACAAUGCACACUACAUGGCUGAUAUUUAGCCGAAAACCAUUUUCAAAGGUACGUUGGUUCUAGCAGUUUGUGGCUGAGGUCCAUUUUGAUUGGUUGGAGCUGUACCAUACCAGUUGUUAAAUACUUUUGAGUGUCACUUGUAUGCUAGAUUAUAUUUUCUCUCUCACAGACACACACACAUAGUAGCACAA
This is a messenger RNA of Chrysochloris asiatica (Cape golden mole), 1790 nucleotides long. RefSeq names its product zinc finger protein 641 (gene ZNF641). Gene Ontology annotation, biological process: negative regulation of transcription by RNA polymerase II; regulation of cytokine production; regulation of immune system process. Bases 108 to 1382 code for a protein of 424 amino acids. Lineage: Eukaryota; Metazoa; Chordata; Mammalia; Afrosoricida; Chrysochloridae. The transcript is spliced from 6 exons. The record is from RefSeq and is a predicted model, not a curated record.